This is a messenger RNA of Oncorhynchus keta (chum salmon), 3346 nucleotides long. Its product is annotated as cadherin-related family member 5-like. NCBI's taxonomy places the organism in Eukaryota, Metazoa, Chordata, Actinopteri, Salmoniformes, Salmonidae. Gene Ontology annotation, cellular component: membrane; adherens junction; catenin complex. Gene Ontology annotation, biological process: cell-cell junction assembly; multicellular organism development; homophilic cell-cell adhesion. Gene Ontology annotation, molecular function: cadherin binding; calcium ion binding. The coding region runs from base 225 to 2723 and encodes 832 amino acids. The record is from RefSeq and is a predicted model, not a curated record. The transcript is spliced from 16 exons.
AAGCGGGACUGAAGUGUUUAGUGCUGUCGUCACUGCUCUUGAUCGUUUGACCCUGGGAGAAAGUUCUGCCACAGGGGGAAAUAUGUGGCGGAAACCGAGGGGCUGGAACAGAGAGAAUAGGCGAGGGAUACCGCGAGCGUGAGAGCUGCGGCUCAGGCUUUGACCAUUCAGCUACUGGACGAAAUUGUGGCUGAGAGACUGGAGGCUCAGGAGGCCAGAGGAAGAUGCUGAACCCAUGGGGGCUGUUCCUCUGCCAGCUGGCAAUAAACAUGUCUUACCAUGUCAUAAAAGCCAGCCUCUGCCUGGGUGGGUCAGACAUCUUUGCGACGGUGAGCGAGAACCGACCCGUAGGAGAGUUCAUUGCGAACCUCAGCAUCGUCGGGGACCCUACAGGAGUCAAUAGCAUCCGCUUGUGCCUCACCGGAGAGAACGCCAAUUGGUUCUACCUAGAAGGGAGAACCAUCAGGCUCAACUCAUCCAUUUUAAGAGUCCUGGAUCGAGAGCGCCACGGAUCUGUUUUGAUGGCAGCAUUAACAUGUUAUGAAGACGACAUAAUACAAAGUGAAUACAGGGUCAUGGUUGAGAUCCUGAACGAAAACGAUAACAAACCAAGGUUCCUUGAGAAGACUAUACAACCGCGUUACAUAAGUGAGCUCACUGCAGUCAACUCUGUCGUCUUCACUGUCAAGGCCAUCGAUGCUGAUGGAGACACCGUCACCUACAUCAUCGACAGAGCCUCGCCUGAUGCCAGCUACUUCAGGAUAGACCUGCCCAACAGUGGUAAAGUAAUCCUGGACAAGCCUUUGGACUAUGAGACCAAAACCAAGCUGCAGCUAGUCAUCUACGCUGUGGAAACCAACACCAAGGAGUGGUACAACACUUCCGCCUCACUGAUUGUGAACGUGGAGGACGGGGACGACCAUUACCCUCAGUUCCUACCGUGCACACCCAUCUCCCAGGACCACGACCACAUGGUUGUCUGCACCAACCCCAUCUACGUGGUCAACAUCACAGAAAAGGACCAGGACAUGUUACUGAAUUUCUCUCCUGGUCCAAUUCAUGCCGAAGACGGAGACAGAAGCCUUGAUACGCCUUUGCUCUACUCCAUUCUCUCAGGUGCUGACAAAAACAGGUUUCAGAUUGACAACCAAACAGCAGAGAUCACAAUGACAAAACGGGUGGAAAACAGACAUAUGACGCCUAUAUUCCGACUGCGCAUCAUGGCAUCUCAGCUGAAUGACCCAAAGAAGUACAGUGUGGCGACAGCGCUGGUCCGGGUGCUAGCAGAGAACCGGUUCCCUCCCCUCUUUAACAGAACCACGUACAAGGGCUUCAUCAUCGAGAGCUCCAGCCCUGCCACGCUAGUCUCCACCUAUGGGAACGAGGUGCUUUUCAUCCAAGCCAUAGACCAGGACUUUGUAGAUGGGGUGAAUCCAAAAAUGCAUUAUUCUCUCCAGCCCACACGAGCCACCACUGGACUGUACCACAUCACAGAGGAAGGGGUUAUCAUCGCUAAGACCGACCGCCUACGAUCCUUCGACAGGCUCAUCCUAGAGGUGGUCGCUAUGGAUGAGGAAUCAGGUGAAGUUGCUAAAGCCUCAGUCGACAUAGAACUGCUACAAAGAAGCCAGCCAAUCCCUUGGUCACCUUUCAGAGACAUGGAUGUGAGGAUAGCUGGCGGUAUCAUGGGUGGGAUGCUGCUGCUGUUAGUGACCACCCUGUUCCUGCUGAUCCGAUGGGCCAAGAGGAGGAGGAGGAGACAGAGACAAAAACCAGCCGGACGAGGGGCUGUCGCCCUGGGGAAACACCUCAAAGUGAGUUUAAGGUGUUUCCAUAUGGUGAACUCGGGCCGGCCCAUGAUCCCCUUGGUCGAGGAGGUCUCCUACCAGAACGAAGGGUUCAGCAUAGACUACGAGGCCUCGGGAGGUUCCGGAAGCCUCUUUGGGAGACAUGGGGUCUACACCAGGAAACAGUCGCUGAUCCCGCCGCCGCCACGCUGCCACAGCAGCCAUCCAGACUGCGGCUCCGGUACCGUAACAGGCGACACGCUGCCUAUACUGGUGACGCCAGAGCCCCUGGUUAAAGACCUCACUACCGCCCUCAUCUCCAACAGCAGGAAAGGUGACAACACCAUCAGCACAGGGGCUGUGACAAAAGACGAGAAGGAGAGGAAUAAGCAGAGGGAUAUGGAGAAAGAGGAGGAGAGGAAUAAGCAGAGGGAUAUGGAGAAAGAGGAGGAGAGGAAUAAGCAGAGGGACAUGGAGAAAGAGGAGGAGAGGAAUAAGCAGAGGGAUAUGGAGAAAGAGGAGGAGAGGAAUAAGCAGAGGGAUAUGGAGAAAGAGGAGGAGAGGAAUAAGCAGAGGGAUAUGGAGAAAGAGGAGGAGAGGAAUAAGCAGAGGGAUAUGGAGAAAGAGGAGGAGAGGAAUAAGCAGAGGGAUAUGGAGAAAGAGGAGGAGAGGAAUAAGCAGAGGGAUAUGGAGAAAGAGGAGGAGAGGGAAUGGGAGAAGCAGUGGGAACGCGCUGUUGGCACAAAAGAGAAGAGAAAGUCCGAGGGGGAAAGGACGGAUAAGCCGAGAGAUGUUUUGGGUGCUUCUAGUGAGACGGCAGACGUAAGCGAGGCCUCCGAGGACCAAACAAACACAGAAAAGCCUCAGAGCCACAGGAUGAAAACACACCAAAUCAGAGAACCCAAAGACGGGCACAAAAGCACUUCUGAAGAGUAGUCUGAGGCAGAAAAAUCAAUAUUAGGCUAUGCACUCUGAUGUGUCUUUCAGACAAUUAUGACACAGCCUCGGAGGACGACCAGGUCCCGUUACUCCAGUAUCAGGACGUCGAGGGGGGAAAUGCAGCGCAAGUGCUCAGCGAAACAAACCAGCGAUAAAGCAAACAGAUGACCGAGUAACCCACAUAUGCACCAUUCAGACUCACACUCUGGGCUUCAGACACACAUUGAAGAUACAAAAUAACUCUAACCAUUUAUUUAAAAAAAAUAAAACGGACAUUAUGGAGCCAAACAAACUCUAUACACAGACAAAAAUGUAUAUAAAUGUUUUUUUCUCUCUCCAAUUCCAUAUAAUUAUGUUGGUGUCACACUCUGACCAUUAUUUGAGUUGUUUGUUUCGUCAGGGUGUGAUAUGAGUGGGCAUUCUAUGUUGCAUGUCUAGUUAGUCUGUUUCUAUGUGUUUUGGCCUGAUAUGGUUCUCAAUCAGUGGCAGGUGUUUGUCGUUGUCUCUGAUGCAUGUUUGCACACAGUAUUAAUAGCGGUCACGUUCGUCUUAUUAUUUUGUUCGUUUGUUUAGUAUUCGUCGUGUUCUUUCAUCUACAUUAAAAGAAUGUAUUCACACCA